Molecule: messenger RNA, 3060 nt
Organism: Miniopterus natalensis
Lineage: Eukaryota; Metazoa; Chordata; Mammalia; Chiroptera; Miniopteridae
Source: RefSeq, a predicted model, not a curated record
AAGAAAUAAAGUACAUUCCAACUGGCGUCAUUUUAAACAUAAAGUUUGGAAAAUUUUUAAUGCCCCUUAAAGCCAACUGGAGGACCUCUUGGCCCAAAGGAAGAUGGUUUUUUGUUUUGUUUUGUUUUUUGGGGUGCAUUUGAGCAAACUCAGGCGGCCUGAGACGCACGCCCGCGCAGAUGUACCUUAUUUAAAACGAGGUGCCCGGUGGUUGCAGGCUCCUGGCCUGGAGGGUGCUUGUGAAUACAGUUUCCCCGAAAACCCGGCUGGUGCUGGGUUGCUGGACCUCGGAAAGCAGCAGCCAGCCGAUAUGAGGAAAGAUCUGUAAUGACCACAAACACAUUCAAAGGAACGCGCGUCCUGGGAGGCGAGGAGUUGCCAGGUGCAUAAAGCUCACCUUGACCCAAGCGUGUCCAACGCUCCCUCUGUUUGGCCAAAUCCACGGCGCUUGAAGAGGCCUCCAGCCGCGCGCGGGGUCCCCAGGUCCUUUGCCUCCAAGCCGAGCUGCUUUGGCACUUGUGCGCUCUGUGCCGCGCGCCGGGGGGGCCCCCUUCUCACGCUCUGUUUGUGUUGGUGCUUCUCAGCAGGUGGUCACGCAUGAGAGGAGGCCCUGGUGGCGCAGACGAUGGAGAAUAAAAAUCCCGACAGCUCCCCCACGACCACGACGCCCACGACCACGGACCUCAAAGACCUCAAGCUCGUGGCCCACCCGCGCGCCAAGAGCAAGGUGUGGAAAUACUUCGGCUUCGACACGAACGCGGAGGGGUGCAUCUUGCAGUGGAAAAAGAUAUAUUGUCGCAUCUGCAUGGCGCAGAUCGCCUACUCCGGCAACACCUCCAACCUGUCCUAUCACCUGGAGAAGAACCACCCGGAUGAGUUCUGCGAGCUGGUCAAGAGCAACACGGAGCAGAUGCGCGAAGCUUUCGCCACCGCCUUCUCCAAGCUCAAGCCCGAGACCUUGCAGCUGACCCCUCAGGACAAGAGACAGCAGGAACUCACGGCCGCUGUGCUCGCGCUCAUCUCCGAGGGGCUGUACCCCGCGUCCAUCGUGGAUGAACCCACAUUCCGGGCGCUGCUGAGGACCGCGGACCCCUGGUACGAGCUGCCGGGGAGGAAGUUUUUCUGCGCCAAGGCCAUCCCCGAGCGGUACAGCGCUGUCCGCGAGGCGGUGCUCAAAGAGCUCGCGGAGGCCCCCUGGUGCGGCAUCUCCACCGACCUGUGGAAGAGCCACACCCAAAACCGGACCUAUGUCACGCUGGCUGCGCACUUCCUCGGUGGAGGGGGCGCGGGGUCUCCCAGCUCCCUGUCCUCGGGCUACGGCUACCGGUGCCUGAAGACGUUCGAGGUGCCGGAUGAAAACGCAGCGGAGACCAUUACGCGCGUCCUGUACGAGGCGUUCAUCCAAUGGGGCAUCAGCGCCAAGGUGUCCGGGGCCACCACGGACUGCGGCAAGGACGUGGCCAAGGCGUGCGCCCUGCUGGACAUCCCCGUGCAGAUGCGGUGCCUGGGGCGCACGUUCGACGCGGGCAUCCAGCAGGCGUUCCGGCUGCCCAAGCUGGGCGCGCUGCUGGCGCGGUGCCGCCGCCUGGUCGAGUAUUUCCAACACUCCCCCGUGGCCAGGUACAUGCUCUACGAGAAACAGAAGCAGCAGCGGCAGCCCAACUGCAUGCUGGUCAGCGACCGCGUGUCCUGGUGGGGCACCACCCUGGCCAUGCUGCAGAGGCUCCGGGAACAGCAGUUCUCCGUGGCCGGGGUGCUGGUGGAAGAUACCAACAACCACCACCUGAUGCUGGAGGCCUCCGAGUGGGCCACCAUCGGGGGGCUGGUGGACCUCCUGCAGCCCUUCAAGCAGGUGGCGGAGAUGCUAUCCGCCUCCAAGCACCCCACCAUCAGCAUGGUGAAGCCGCUGCUCCAUAUGCUCCUGAGCACCACGCUCAACAUCAAGGAGACGGACCCCAAGGAGAUCAGCAUGGCGAAAGAACUCAUCGCCAAGGAGCUCGCCAGCACCUACCAGGAGACGCCCGAGAUCGAUAUGUUUCUCAACGUGGCCACCUUCCUGGACCCGCGCUACAAGAAGCUGCCGUUCCUGUCCGCCUUGGAGAGACAGCAGGUGGAGAACAGGGUGCUGGAGGAAGCCAAGGGGCUCUUGGAGAAAGCCAAGGACGGCGCCUACCGCGCGCCUGAGGACCACAUGUACGGGCUGCCCGAGGAGCCCCCCGAAAAGAAGCCGGCCUUGACCUCCACGCCCCCGCCGCCCCCCGCGAGCGUGAUCAACAGCAUGCUGGCGGAGAUUUUCUGCCAGACCGGGGGCGCAGAAGACCAGGAGGAGUGGCACGCGCAGGUGCUGGAGGAGCUGAGCAACUUCAAAUCCCAGAAGGUGCUGGGGCUCAACGAGGACCCUCUGAAAUGGUGGUGCGACCGCCAGGCGCUGUUCCCGGUGCUGCCCAAGGUCCUGCAGAAAUACUGGUGCGUGGCGGCCACGUGCGUCCCGCCCGAGCGCCUCUUCGGGUCGGCGGCCACCGUGGUCAGCGCCAAACGGCACCGCCUGGCCCCGGCGCACGUGGACCAGCAGGUGUUUCUGUACGAGAACAGCCGCGCCGGGGCAGAGCCCGAGCCCGAAGACGACGAUGAGGGCGAGUGGGAUCUGGACCACGAGCAGGUGCUCACCUUCGGGGAGGCCGUGCACAGCGGUUUCUUUGGGGUCAGGGACAGCGGCUUCGUGUAGCUGGGGGGACCCCGCGGAUGCGGUGUCAGGGUGGGCGCCGCUGUAAAUACAGACCCCGCGGUUGGUUGUGACAAAAACGGGGACAUGCGGACCCCGCCGGUGCCAUCCCAUGAACCAGGAGGGCACCAGUUGGGUUCCCGGUCAGGGCGCGUGCGGGGCUGUGCGCUUGACUCCCGACUAGGGGCGCGCAGGAGGCAGCCGGCCCAUGACUCUCUCAUCAGUGUUUCUCUCUCUCUCAAAACCAAUAAAAACAUUUAAAAAAAUAAAUACAUGGUAGUCAUUUAUAGUAUCGAUUACAACGCCCGCAACUGUUUCCAAGUUCGCGGCGCCGCAAC